Molecule: messenger RNA, 2121 nt
Organism: Dichomitus squalens LYAD-421 SS1
Lineage: Eukaryota; Fungi; Basidiomycota; Agaricomycetes; Polyporales; Polyporaceae
Exons: 7
Coding region: 1-2121 (706 amino acids)
Source: RefSeq, a predicted model, not a curated record
AUGUGGAAAGCUGAUCACUUGAACGCCCCAGUAUCGCCCCGAAGCGGAGCAGUGUCGCAAGAGCGCAGGCCAUGGACCCGAACGUCGAUACUGCAGCUGGGGUUCGGACAGAAACCUGACAGGGAGACCUACGUGCAAGUCAACGUCGGCGGUGUCACAAAGAAGACGCAGCGGCCCUUGCGUGGCGAUCCCGCGGACUGCGACGAAACCUUGGUUCUGUCUCGACCACCUGCCUGGACAUACGACGUUGUUGUCGAACAUCAGGAGGACAUCCGGUUACUCAAUGAGGCACAUUGGGGAAGAGACCUGUCCAGGACCCUGCAGAGUGUCGGCCCGCAAGCAGACAUCCACAUCCUUUUCUCGCUCCUAGUGGAGACGACGCCAGUCGAGAUCGCACCUCUUGAUUCGCUGAAAGAGACCGCCGCGAACGAUAGCAAACGAAGCGAAACCGACGUAGCAACCCUUGAGCAUUUAGGCGAUCUCUUAUUGGAGCCGUCAUCAUCGCCAUCCGCUCGACGUCGAGGUCGGCCUAAAUGGAGACUGGUCGAUGCGGUGACGUACGUGCGGACGGGCGUCCUCAAGGUUAUCGAAGUGUCUAGCCUAAAGGACAAGGAGUUCGUAGCCGUGUCCUACCGAUGGAGCAAGGCGAUCACAGACUGGAGGGCACGAAUCGUGGAGUACGGCAAUGCUCGCAGCCCGGAUGCCAGCUACGAGAGGAAACUAGCACUCGGCUCUGCGACUUUUUCAGCGCUCGUCCAGAGGGGUCUCGUCGACGGCGCUUCCGCCGUCGAAGGCCAGCGGUUCUUUGCGCAGAUCGCUUUCCAGGUGAUGAUGUCUCUGCAAGAGUACUUCUGGAUGGACAUCGUCUGCAUCAAUCAAGACGUCAUCGAAGAGAAAGAAUUCUUCGUUCCCAAGAUGGGGACUCUGUACGGCACUGCCGCAGUCACCUACGCGUAUCCUACAGGGACGAGCUUCCUCUCCUCACUAGCCUCACCCGAGAUUUACUUUCCUGUAUGGGAGACCAGGGCGUGGACACUCCAGGAGCAGAUUCAGUCGCACUCCGUCGUCUUCUCUUACCUCUUCGACGGGGACAUUACUGACGAGGUCAUCCGUCUAGAAGCCCAGCCUCACACGUAUAGCUAUCAGCUCCAACUAACGCUGAAUCUUCGGGUGGUGGAUCGUGCAGAUGUUGUGCGGAUCGAAGGGACGACCUGUAUCCUCUGGCAGAGCUCCGAGCACGUUACCACCUGCGUCCUGCAGAACGAGGACUCGACUGGCGGGCUCUCCACCUCUGCCUAUCAGAAGCUAGCGAUUGGGCAGACAUCAGGACGCCCUGACGUGGGCCUGGCGUCGCGUGCAAGUCACCGACGAGCGAUUGGACACUCCGACUUGGGUCUGGUGUCAGAGCUCCAGUGGAACCUUGCGCGCCAAAACCUGUACACUACCAUUCAUUCGCUGCGACAAGGUACCACGCCUUCCUCCAGGAAGAUCGCAUCCCUCGUCCUGUCACGACGUCGUACAACAUCCAGCGCCGACAAGGUCAGGAUCUCAUUGGGGAUGCUCGGAGGCCGACAAGCGGCGUACGCUGUCGACAUGCUCUACUCGAUCCUUGGCAUCCUAGACAUGGAGGACUUUCCGGUGUCGUACUCCCUCUCAGCGGAGGAGGCGCGCCUGGCCGUCUUCGAAGCCAUGCCGUCCCGCACUCUCGCGUUCACGCUGGGCACAGAUUGGAGUUACGUCGUCUCCGCGAAUAGAGACUCCGCCCUUCCUCGCAUCUAUGACUCCAAGCCCGUUGUCGGCGUCACCCUGCGCGUGGUCACGAUAUCCAACGCGAAGUUCUCGAGGGCGUCCGGGACCACGGUCCGCGCGAGGAAGGAGCGGUUCCGCGUCUGGAAGGAGACCGGCCGUACCGGGGUGUGGGGCACGUACAUGCUCUGUCAAAGGGCUGGACCGUUCUCUCCUGACCUCGUCGUCUUGUGCGCCGUAAACCUGAGCCGUCACCCUCACCUCUCCGACUGUCCUGCCACCGAGAUCCCGGACGACGUCCUCCUGAUCAUCCUGUUGGAUGGUGCAGUACGAGACUACGAUGGAAUUCGUGGAGAUAGGGAGGUGCACUCAUGA